AUGACCACUCCCACCAGCCCUCCGCGCUCCUCGACCCCCAGCAGCUCCUUCCCGUCUCCUCUCGAUGUGCCCACUGGCACCCAUGGCGCCCCCAGCGUCAUCUCCUCGCGCAUGACCGACAUAGCCUCUGAGGAUGGCGACCCGCAAGAACUCCCACAGGAUCCACAAAUGCGACGCGCCUCCCGCGUCUCUGGCAUCACUGGCCCACCUGGCGAGUCUGGACUACCGCCGUCGCGGCCUUCGUCUGUGUCGACAACAGGCAAUCGUCGGACAUGGUCGCGAGCCCCGCCCUCGCGCGGCAAUGCUGGACAAAAUGCAGGCCCAGGCAGCACCAACGGCGGCGCCAACCGUCCACCUACAUCCACGUCGCAAAGCAAGUCGCACGUCGCCGGAAUCCAGCAAUCGGCCUUCUUCCGGCCCAUGAGCGCGCAAAGGCUCCAAGGACAACGAGGCCAGCGGCCAGGAUCCAUCAUGGGACGCAACUCGAUUUCGCACGAUGGACAGAGUGAACUAGGUUUCAGCUCCUACCGCAACAGUAUCACUUCGGUGCCCAGCCAAGCCCACAGCAACACUCAGGAUCAAGAAGGACGACCUCCCCCAUCUCCUGCCACCGAGUUUAGCGAACGCGAGUACAUGCCCGACCGCACGACGGCAAACACCACGCCCACUGUUCCUGAUACGGUUCGUAGCCACGGCGAAAGCAUAACUCCUCUGCAGCAGCCGCCAAGGACCGAGGCGCCUUCGCAUCUGGAUUUGUCUCGCGUAAAUAAGUCCGGUGCUCUGGUCCCUCCCGAAAAGAAAUCACCGCGGUCUUUUCGGUCUAGCUUCAUGCUCCCCAGCCGCAGCCACAACUCCGGCUCCGUUCGCCCACAAGGCCAAGGCCAUGAGAAGUUGUCUUCAACUGCGUCAUCGCCAAGACUACACCCCCAGGACGCUGCCACGGACAUCACCAAGACCGAAAUUCGGAGGGAGAUGAGCAUGGGGAAGAACUAUGAGUAUUUCACCGGAAAUACCGUUUUCUGCUGGGGCGGUAGACUGCAAAAUACCAGGGAUCGGCCUAUCAGCAUUGGAACUGCUUUACUCGUUGCUGUUCCUGCAAUUCUUUUUCUCAUUUUCUCGGCACCAUGGUUAUGGCUUCACGUUUCACCAGCGAUACCCAUUCUGUUUGCGUACCUCUUUUUAGUUUGCGUUUCUUCCUUUUUCCAUGCCUCCCUUUCCGACCCUGGUAUUCUCCCUCGUAAUCUCCAUCCGUUUCCGCCGCCAGAUCCUUCGGAAGAUCCGCUAGCCGUUGGGCCACCCACUACCGAAUGGGUGAUGGUCACUUCAGCCAGCUCUCAGACAGCCGCCAUGGAGGUCCCAACAAAGUAUUGCAAGUCAUGCAAUAUCUGGCGCCCGCCCCGCGCACACCACUGCCGUGUCUGCGACAACUGCAUUGAGACGCAAGAUCACCAUUGCGUGUGGCUGAACAACUGCGUCGGCCGCCGCAAUUAUCGGUACUUCUUCGUCUUCGUCAGCUCGUCGACUCUUCUGGGUGCCUUCCUAUUUGCUGCUAGCUUGGGCCACCUCCUUGCCUGGAUGGACGAAAAGCCAGGCCGGAGCUUUAGCGAAGCAAUCUCUCACUGGCGCGUUCCUUUCGCCAUGAUGAUCUACGGCAUCCUCGUUACCUGGUAUCCUGCCUCGCUUUGGGGCUAUCACAUUUUCCUGAUUGCCCGUGGUGAGACGACACGCGAAUAUCUCAACUCUCACAAGUUCCUGAAGAAGGAUCGCCACCGACCCUUUACGCAAACUUCUCUUUGGCAGAACUUUUCGGCAGUGUUGUUCCGUCCUCGUCCUCCGACGUACCUCACCUUCAAGCGCAAGUACGAGGAGGGUGACCAGCGAUUCGGUGAGCGUCGCGGAAAGCGCACUACCCCGCUCAGCAAAGAGCAGCAAGGUGGUGUUGAGAUGCAAGAUGUUAGCGGCCGCGCGACGGCUACAGCCGAAGGUCCACCUGGCACCAGCGGUGCUGCAGUCCCAAGCUUCCAGGGCCCAAGCAGCAGGGCUCGAACGCCGCCCACGAACAAUAAUAGCACACCCAGAAGCCCCGCGGGCAGUGCUAGUCACGCUUGA
Molecule: messenger RNA, 2109 nt
Organism: Lasiodiplodia theobromae
Lineage: Eukaryota; Fungi; Ascomycota; Dothideomycetes; Botryosphaeriales; Botryosphaeriaceae
Product: Zinc finger DHHC-type palmitoyltransferase protein
Exons: 3
Coding region: 1-2109 (702 amino acids)
Biological process (GO): peptidyl-L-cysteine S-palmitoylation; protein targeting to membrane
Cellular component (GO): endoplasmic reticulum; Golgi apparatus
Molecular function (GO): protein-cysteine S-palmitoyltransferase activity
Source: RefSeq, a predicted model, not a curated record